AUGAAGUCUACAUCACCAGCAAGGUCAGUGGGUAGUCCAAUUACAAGCUACCCUGUAGAGGAAAAGAUUGGUCCUAAAAUUGAGAUUAAGUUUGAAAAUAUAGAAAGUGAACAACCUGAGAAUAUGGAAAUUGAUAAAAAAGAAAUUGAAGUAGCUGUAUCUGAAAAAUCACCAAAUGAAAAUAUUUUAACUGUGGUUAAAGAGGAUGCUGAAUCAAAAAUAAAAACAAGAGAUAAGACUAAAAGUCGAUCAAGGUCGAGAAGUCCUAGUAGAGUAGCCAGCAGGUCCGGAAAGUCUUCGAGAAAGCCCAGAUCGAGGUCAAGAGAUCGUAAACGAUCUCGUUCUCCUGUGAGAAAAAUAAGGAGGCGGUAUUCUUCAUCCGAAAGUUCAUCAAGCAUUGAAAAUGCGCGGAAUCGUGGCAAAAAGUCUGUGUCACGACCUAGAUCUAGGUCACCUCGUAAAUCUAGCAGGCGUUCGUCGAAGCGCUCUGAGUCACCUGCUUCAAGACAUCGUUCUCACAGGGAUAAAAAAUUGAGAUCGAGAAAACGCUCUGUUUCAAGAAGUCCUGCUAAACGAUCAAUUUCUAGAAGUCCAAGACGAUCUCAGGCUAAAGAGAGUGAUAAAGAAAUUUCUCGCUCCUCUUCUAAAAAGGAAGGACCUGAAAUUCUAAGAAAAAGAAGCUGUGACAGUGAUGCAAAAGCUUCAGAGUCUGAUUAA
Molecule: messenger RNA, 717 nt
Organism: Parasteatoda tepidariorum (common house spider)
Lineage: Eukaryota; Metazoa; Arthropoda; Arachnida; Araneae; Theridiidae
Source: RefSeq, a predicted model, not a curated record